CAUCAAGAUAAGAAUCAGGAUAAGAAUAAGGAUGAGAGUGGUAAUGUAAAAUAUGUUAAAAAAACAGAAGAUACAGAUAUGAAAAAAGAGAAACCAAAAAUAGAAGUAGAAAUAAAAGGAGAUUUACCCAAAACUCCAGGAAAAAUUAAAUUUCCGGAAUUAUUUAAGGAAAAAGAAACCAAUAAUUUACCUCCUCGACUUAAAUCAGAAUUGCCACGCAAAAUGACUUCUCUUCUUACUGCAAAGUUUGAGGAUUCGGAAAAGAAAUCUCAGACAAUGACUAGUACGCAAAUUUGUGAAAAAGAUAAGAUUGAAGUUGAAAAGUCAAUAGAAAAGUCAAGUAAUAAAAUAACUGAAUUAAAUAAUAAAAAUGGUAACACGAGUACGAAAUUGGAGGAUAAGCCGAAAGUUCAAGAAAAGAAAGGGGAUUUACCAAAAGUUCCAGGAAAAUUAAAUGUAAAAGGAAUUUUCAAG
Molecule: messenger RNA, 474 nt
Organism: Dentiscutata erythropus
Lineage: Eukaryota; Fungi; Glomeromycota; Glomeromycetes; Diversisporales; Gigasporaceae
Source: the annotation of a GenBank genome assembly